CAGUCGCCCAUGGACAACGCGACCCUCAGGGUGGCGCUUAUGGGGGUCGGCUCGGCUGCUACAGUGCUAGUUGGUCUCGCGCUGGUUAAACAGCUUCUGGCGAGAAGGUAUACUUCUGCGGGCCCCUCGUUGCCUCCGGGACCUCCACCGCUCCCUAUCGUAGGCAACGCGCUAGAGGUUCCUUCGGAUGAAGCCUGGUUGACGUACACGAAGUGGCAGAAGCAGUACGGAGACAUUGUAUACUGUCGUCUCUUGGGCACCGACGUCGUCGUCCUCAACUCGGAAAAAGUGGCAGAGGUCCUUUUGGAGAGACGGUCGCGGAUAUAUUCGAGCCGGCCGCACCUCGCCACCAGGGUCCCCUUCGGAUGGGGCUUCCACUUCGUCUUCGAGGAGUACGGCGACAAGUGGCGGACGAAUCGCCGGCUGUUCCACCAGUCGUUCAGGGAGGAAAUGACGAUGCACUAUCAUCCAUUCUUGCAGCGUUCGUCGCACCAGUUGCUGCUCAACCUUCGAAGGGACCCGGCGAGGUUGUUUGAGUAUCUGAGUUUGUUCGCAAACUCAGCGAUGCUAUCGAGCAUCUACGGUUACGAGACCAACGACGUCCAUGAUCCUUUCGUGCGCAAUGGGGAGAAAGCGUUCGCCACGCUGGAUGUGAUCACCCCCGAAAAAUCGGUGUUGCUCGAGCUGUUUCCGUUUAUUCUCGACCUUCCAGAUUGGUUUCCGGGCAUUGCUCUUCAGCGGCACGCCCGUGCAGCCCGGAGGGUUAUCCACGACUAUAUUGAGAAGCCUUUCCAAUUUACUAUGAAAAAUCUGCAAGCAGAAGCCUCUUUUCCGUCGAUGCUGUCUGAUUCAAUUAGACGGUUCGCCCAUCGUCAGGACGAGUUUUCGGAGAAUAUGAUGAAAGAGGUGUCGGCUGCUGCAUUCACAGGUGGAGCAGAAACGACCUCCUCUACCCUCCUAGUACUUGUUCUUGCCAUGGUGUUGCACCCGGAUGUGCAAAGGCGAGCACAGGAAGAAAUAGCGGCUACGAUUGGGAGUGUCCGGCUUCCUGCACUCGAAGAUCGACCCGCUCUUCCCUACAUCGACGCCGUUAUCCGCGAGGUUAUGCGGUGGCAGCCCGUCGUCCCCCUAGCUGUUCCGCACGCUACUGUCGAGAACGACGUAUACGAUAAUUAUUUCAUUCCCAAAGGGUCGACCGUUAUCCUCAACACAUGGGCUAUCUCUCGAAACCCGGAAAAAUACCCCAACCCCGAGACAUUCGACCCCGGGCGUUUCCUAGACGCAGAUGGGCAGCUCACCGAAGACGGCGUAAAAUGGAACUUUGGCUACGGCCGUCGCAUCUGUCCUGGGCGUCAUCUCGCAGAGGCAGGAGUAUGGAUUUCGGCAGCGUGUCUCCUUGCGACAUUCAGCUUCUUGAAGGCAAAGGAUGAAAGCGGUCGGGACGUUGAGUUCGAGCCAAAGUGGACGACGGGGCUUAAUCACGCCCCGUGGUACCGUUCCCUUGCCGCGUUGUACCAAGGGAAGGCACGCUCAUGUACUGAACCCUAACUGUAUGGACGUCUUCAUACCGGUUUUAUUUGAUCACCGUUAUACUGCAUAACCCCACGCAGUGCGAGUGGUCAAGUCGCGAAGUCCAAUAGAUUCAACAAGCACCGAGGACUCCUGACGCGAGCGUUUAUCUUGAGCCAAACGGAUGGCCAUCUCGAGGGCGCCGUGUGCGUACCGUUUCGGCAACGUUCUCCCAUCCAAACCGCGAGCUUGUUAUAGCAAAUAGACUGGAGCACUCCCACAUUCAGUGAAGCGCCGCAUGUAUGAAUAAUAUGACGUGGUGAGGUGCCAUGGUACGGCGGUAUACCAACAUGGUAUCAGCUGGAGUCUGUC
This is a messenger RNA of Coniophora puteana RWD-64-598 SS2, 1881 nucleotides long. Its product is annotated as cytochrome P450. The coding region runs from base 10 to 1548 and encodes 512 amino acids. Lineage: Eukaryota; Fungi; Basidiomycota; Agaricomycetes; Boletales; Coniophoraceae. The record is from RefSeq and is a predicted model, not a curated record. The transcript is spliced from 11 exons. Gene Ontology annotation, molecular function: iron ion binding; monooxygenase activity; oxidoreductase activity, acting on paired donors, with incorporation or reduction of molecular oxygen.